Magnolia sinica is the source of this 2398-nucleotide messenger RNA. RefSeq names its product beta-fructofuranosidase, soluble isoenzyme I-like. NCBI's taxonomy places the organism in Eukaryota, Viridiplantae, Streptophyta, Magnoliopsida, Magnoliales, Magnoliaceae. The record is from RefSeq and is a predicted model, not a curated record. Bases 250 to 2169 code for a protein of 639 amino acids. The transcript has 6 exons. Gene Ontology annotation, molecular function: beta-fructofuranosidase activity. Gene Ontology annotation, biological process: carbohydrate metabolic process.
CUCUCUCUCUCUUCUGCCAAGCUGGAAAAACAACCAACCCCAAUUCACCUCGACCAUAUAUAUAGAUGAUUCCGGGCAGCGCAACUGACACACAGCACCUGGAAAUCUGACACACAUCUGGCACAUCGGCGUCACCGCACCACCCCUAUCGAAUAGCUCCGGUCCAUAUAAAGACACCUCCUUCCUUUUUCCAUCAUCUCUCCCUGAAACAGAAAAAGGGCAGCGAAGAGGAAAGAGAAUCUGGCGAACAUGAGCGCCAGCAUCAGAAGCAUCCCAGAAGAUCCCGUUAACCCAUCGUCUUACGUUCGUCUCCUCGAUGGAGAAGAAGGCGCAUCGAUCCCCUCCAAUGGCAGAAGGUCCGUCUCCAGGACUCUCGCUCUCGCCUUCUCCGGCCUUCUGCUCCUCGCUCUCGGUUUGUUUUUGAGCGGAACGAUUGACGGACCGGAGGAGAAACCCGACAUGGAUGGUGGCGUCUCGCGAUUUGAUAUCGGACGGGGCGUUUCGGAGGGCGUGUCGGAGAAAUCGGUGAAGAUGUUUCUCGGAGCGGAGAAGCAGUACACGUGGACAAACGCCAUGCUCGAGUGGCAGAGAACGGCUUUCCAUUUCCAACCGGAGAAGAACUGGAUGAACGGUCCUCUGUUCUACAAGGGAUGGUACCACUUCUUCUACCAAUACAACCCCGACUCAGCCAUUUGGGGCAACAUAACAUGGGGCCAUGCCGUAUCGACUGAUCUCAUCCAUUGGCGUCACCUCCCUUUAGCAAUGGUCCCUGACCGUUGGUACGACGCAAAUGGCGUCUGGACUGGUUCUGCCACCCUCCUUCCCAAUGGCUCCAUUGUGAUGCUCUACACCACCUCCACGAACGAGCAUCUCCAGGUACAGAACCUUGCCUACCCCACCAAUCCCUCCGACCCUCUCCUUAUCAACUGGACCAAGUAUGAUGGAAACCCAAUACUCCUCCCACCUCCUGGCAUUGGCCCCAAGGACUUCCGCGACCCCACCACUGGCUGGUUGGCCCCUGAUGGCAAGUGGCGGAUCACCAUCGGUUCCAAAGUGAACAAGACGGGUGUAUCGCUCGUCUACAAGACGUUGGAUUUUAUCUCCUUCGAGCUGGUGGACAAGCUGAUGCAUGCCGUGCCUGGUACAGGAAUGUGGGAAUGUGUCGACUUUUAUCCUGUGUCGAUGAGCGGGAAGAAUGGUCUAGACACAUCAGCGAAUGGCCUUGGGGUGAAGCAUGUGCUGAAGGCUAGUUUGGACGAUGACAAGAACGAUUACUAUGCGAUUGGGAUGUAUGAUCAUGAGAAGGACAUAUGGACCCCAGAUAAUGCCGAGUUGGAUGUGGGGAUUGGGAUACGGUAUGACUAUGGACACUUCUAUGCGUCGAAAACAUUCUAUGAUCAGAACAAGGAGCGGAGGGUGUUAUGGGGUUGGAUCCGUGAGACAGACAGCGAGAAGACGGACAUUGAGAAGGGAUGGGCAUCCCUACAGGGCAUACCUAGGGUGGUGUUGUUUGAUGAGAAGACAGGGAGCAAUUUGCUUCAGUGGCCAGUGGAAGAAGUAGAGAGCUUAAGAAUGAGCAGUAAGGAUUUCCACAACAUCCAGAUCCCUGCUGGAUCAGUUGUGCCGUUGGAUGUCGGCAUGGCCACACAGUUGGACAUAAAUGCGGAGUUUGAGAUAGCUAAGGAAGCUUUGGAGGGGACAAUUGAGGCCGAUGUGGGCUACAACUGCAGUUCCAGCAAUGGGGCUGCUGGAAGAGGCAUGUUGGGACCGUUUGGGCUUCUGGUUCUUGCUGAUCAGGGCCUCUCGGAGCAAACGGCUGUGUACUUUUACAUCAGAAGGGGGACCGAUGGCAAUCUCCGAACCUUCUUCUGCCAAGAUGAAUUAAGGUCUUCUAAGGCAAACGACAUUGUCAAAAGAGUAUAUGGGAGCACAGUUCCUGUUCUUGAUGGUGAAAAAUUGUCUGUGAGAAUACUGGUCGACCAUUCAAUCGUUGAAAGUUUUGCCCAAGGAGGGAGGACAUGCAUCACAUCUCGGAUCUAUCCAACAGUGGCUAUCUAUGCAGCAGCUCGAGUCUUCCUCUUCAACAAUGCCACUGGAGCUGGUGUCACAGCAACUUCUCUCAAAAUAUGGCAGAUGAACUCUGCAUUCAUUAGCCCCUUCUCUGUCUAAUCCUUUAUUUAGAACAUGAAUGGUCGCCUGUAUUUUUUCCCUCGGCCGCUCUCAAUAACCUUACCAUUCAUUUAAUCCCCCAUCCUUCAACCUUGCAUUGAUUUCAAUAUCUUGAAUAUUAGCAUUCUGGCAUUCUCUGAGGAGCUGUAUUCACUACCAUCUGAAGGAUAUGUAGAAAAUUUUGUUGCAGUGAAAUAGAUCCCAUGGGCGAUCUUGACGUUAUUGGCUA